UCUACUGCUCUAUUCGUUGGAACUUGGAUUUGUUGUGGUGGUCUGGUAUUGAGUUGGUGGAUUGUAUACUCAAACAUAUUAUUUUGUUUAAUAUUGUACUAUUUCAAUUUUGAAAGUGUUGUCCAAGUUUCUUUGCACUUCGUGAACAAUUGUGUGUGUCUAAAAAGGGUUUACAGAACAUAAGUGCAUUUUGUACUCUAAAACAGUAUAAAACUGAAUGAAAUGGAUAAACAUUUGAAAUUGUUAAUUUAUUCUGGGGGAAUUUUUAUUUGUUAUUUUUAUUAUGGACUUGUGCAGGAAAGAAUAACGAGAGGGGUGUAUGGAAAAACACCUGAGACUCAGGAAAAAUUCAAAUGUAUCCUAGCUUUAGUGUUUGUUCAAUGUGUUGUGAAUUGGAUGUAUGCACAUUUCCUUUUAAAAACCUUCAUGAAGCAAGGUGAAAAUUUAACUUCUACAUUUUAUUUGUGUUCAUCUGCAUUAACAUAUUUUUUGGCAAUGGUGUGCAGUAACAUGGCAUUGCAGUGGGUAAGUUAUCCAACUCAAGUCAUUGGAAAAUCUGGUAAACCUAUACCAGUAAUGAUUUUGGGUGUACUGCUAGGGAAAAAAUCUUACCCAGUACAAAAAUACUUUUUUGUGCUUUUAGUAGUUAUCGGUGUUGCACUUUUUAUGUUCAAAGAUGGUCAGUCAUCUGCUACUUCAGCAGACUCGGUUGGCAUUGGUGAAAUGUUGCUUGUUCUUUCACUAACAAUGGAUGGCAUUACAGCUGCCAUUCAAGAGAGAAUGAGAUCAGAGUAUAAAACAAAAUCUCUUCAUAUGAUGUCAAGUGUUAAUAAAUGGUCUAUUAUUUUUCUUGGCAUUGCUAUUGCAUAUACAGGAGAAAUAUUUGAUUUCAUAAGUUUUGUUCAGAGACAUCCUAGUGUUAUUUGGGAACUCAUCUCUUUCUCAUUUGCCAGUGCACAAGGACAAUUGUUCAUAUUUUUAAUGGUGGAACAUUUUGGACCUUUGCCAUGUUCUAUAGUUACUACAACAAGAAAGUUUUUUACAGUGUUUGGAUCUAUAAUAUUUUUUGGAAAUUCAAUGACAUCAAGACAAUGGAUAGCCACGUUUAUCGUGUUUACUGGACUUCUGCUAGAUAGCUUGUAUGGGAAAAAAGCACCAGCAAAGGUUGUAAAUAAAUCAUAGAAUCAAUAUAUAAAUUGUGAUCAUAUUUUACUAUGCUACUAAAUUUAGGCCAUGGAUGGUUAAAAAAGGACAGGGGUCUAAUAAAAUAAAAUUUAUACAUUAGGCUACUCUAAGACUUCGUACAAUGUACUAUGAAAACUGUGCUAGAUCUACUUAAUAGCGUCAUUUAAAUGUAUGAUUACAUUCCAUUAUAAUAGCCUAUAUAAUACUGUAACAGUAAAUAAAGUUUCUGAUAGUUAAUAGGAAAUAAUUGUCAAGUAAUUAAUAUAUUUUUAUUAAAAGUAACUUAGCCACUUGUUAAAUAGUUAUAGUCUAAGGUAACUUAAUUAACCAGUGUGAUUGUAAAUUUAGUAAUUUUAGGAUUAUAUAUUCAGUUCCUUUUAUUAGAAGUUCAGUUUAUGUAAAAGCAGCAGUCAAGAUUUCUUGUAUUUGCAGCCAAUUGGUCCUCUUGCAGAGGUUCCAAGCAUUUUAAUUUUACAUAUACAGUAAAUAUAUUUAAAUCCUAUUGUGUUCAUUAUUAUGAUUAGGAAUGUUAUGGGAAAAUUCAAUUAAUGAUAAUAAAAAAAUGGUUUGGUUUCAAU
Molecule: messenger RNA, 1763 nt
Organism: Homalodisca vitripennis (glassy-winged sharpshooter)
Lineage: Eukaryota; Metazoa; Arthropoda; Insecta; Hemiptera; Cicadellidae
Gene: meigo
Product: solute carrier family 35 member B1
Exons: 1
Coding region: 223-1182 (319 amino acids)
Biological process (GO): UDP-galactose transmembrane transport
Cellular component (GO): Golgi membrane; endoplasmic reticulum membrane
Molecular function (GO): UDP-galactose transmembrane transporter activity; UDP-glucose transmembrane transporter activity
Source: RefSeq, a predicted model, not a curated record